Cotesia glomerata is the source of this 1835-nucleotide messenger RNA. RefSeq names its product tetraspanin-5 (gene Tsp26A). Gene Ontology annotation, cellular component: membrane. The record is from RefSeq and is a predicted model, not a curated record. Gene Ontology annotation, biological process: protein localization to plasma membrane; protein maturation. The coding region runs from base 703 to 1635 and encodes 310 amino acids. Lineage: Eukaryota; Metazoa; Arthropoda; Insecta; Hymenoptera; Braconidae. The transcript is spliced from 10 exons.
CCAGUUAUCGUUGAGUCCUGUUGAAGAUCGCUCCGGCAGUCGGGUUUCGAUUUUAAAAACAAAAACAAAAAUGAUUAGUUAAUUUGAAAAAAAUUUUUCUGUUUAAAAAAAAAAGACAGUAAAUAGUUAAAAUGGUAAAGUUGAAACUGAAAAAAAAAUUAAAACGGGAAUAAAUUUAGGAAGCUGUUCGUCGAAAAUAAAACUCAUUUCGGAACAAUUAAAAGUAAAAUAUAAUAUUUUAGAGAGAGUAAAUAUAAAUUAAAUGAAGUAAGUUGAUAAAAAGUUAUUGAGCCUUGGAGGGAAUGUCGCGGGUGAUGAUCAAGCUGGUGACUGGUAACUGGUGACUAGUGUCUGGUACUGGUACUGUACUGGUCUUGAGUCUUUGGCUCGCUAGUAGCUGUUGUGCAGCUGGAGCAGCUGUAACGUGACAAUGCCAGUUACCGCGGGUAUGCGGGACAUUGUUAUGUGAUCAGCUGAUCUGUUUUUCUGGAUCCGGGUUCAGAUAGAAUAAGUUGUAGUUAUAGUUAUAGUUGUAAAGAAAUAAAAGUGAUUACAAGACGGGUAUUUGUUGUGAUUUUCAGAAGGUGCUGUGAUAUUUCACAUUUAGCUGAUGUGAGUACUCGGGGUGCACAUGUGCGCGUGUGUGUCCGAGGGCGCGAAAAACGCAUCUGGUAACGCAAGGGAGAUAAGUGUGUUGUAAUCAUGCCGGCUAGAAAAUACCGAAGGGAUACUAGUGAAGUGAGCUGUUGCCUCAAGUAUGUGAUCUUUGGAUUUAACGUCUUGUUUUGGUGGCUGGGCCUGGGUAUAAUGGCAGUUGGAGUUUGGGCAUGGAAGGAAAAGGAAACGUUCAGCAAUCUUUCCCGACUUACCAACGUGGCACUCGACCCGGCAUUUAUCCUCAUUCUAGUCGGUACAAUUACUUCGGUAAUUGGGUUCACGGGAUGUGUGGGUGCGCUCAGGGAAAAUACAUGUCUUCUUGCAACGUACGCCAUAUUUUUGGGAACGUUAUUACUACUAGAAAUGACGAUUGGAGUGCUGGGAUUCAUCUUCAAAGACUGGAUAAAAUCCCAAGCAACCGGAGGCUUUCAAGCGUUUAUAAUUCACUACAGAGAUGAUCCUGAUCAACAGAAUCUCAUCGAUUGGAUUCAAGAAGACUGGCUUCAAUGCUGCGGUAUCGAAGGACCAAAGGACUGGGAUCGUAACAACUAUUUCAACUGCUCUUCGAGUGAGAUUGGAUCGAGUGAAGCCUGCGGCGUGCCUUUUAGUUGUUGCAAGCGGGAGCCCAACGUGAGAAGUAUCACCAAAAAUAAACAGUGUGGAUACAACGUCAGAAAGCCUGGAAAUCCAGGAGAGAGGAGUAUAUUUGAGCGAGGGUGCUUGAGGGCAGGCGAAGAAUGGCUAGAACUAAAUCUCGUCCCUGUAGCCGGCACUAUUGUGAGCACGAUGGUGCUCCAGACUUCGGACGUUUCUAUUUACGAAAAGGGAUGCAUACAAGCCGGCGAGGAGUGGAUGGAGAAAAAUUUACUCGUUAUUGCUACCACCGCAAUUAUUACUGCUUUUGCUCAGAUAUUGGGAAUAUGUUUUGCGCAAAAUCUACGCGCUGACAUAUUUGCACAAAAAGCAAAGUGGCACUGACAAUCAAGAGCCCCCACGGCAGUCUAGCAUCUCAUACUCCUGGGUGCUGAUCGAUCGCGUUGAAUAAACUUCGCCAUGUAUAACUAUAUAUUCACAAACAUAAAUAUAUAUAUAAAUAUAUACAUAUAUGUGGUGCGUGGUAUAAAGUCGCUAUUGCUACUACUAUUGCUGCUAUUACUUCAAAUAUAUAAAAUACAUUC